AUGGAAGAGCAAGCAAGACCUCCUCAACUGAUCGGUACAAAUUAUGCCUACUGGAAGGCAAGAACCAAGAUCUAUCUUCAGGCACAAGGAGUGAAUGUGUGGAAGGCCGUCACCCAUGGUUGGACUCACCCCAAAAGGAUUCAAGAAGAUAAGUCAGAAAUUCUCGCUCCGGUUGAACAGUGGAACGCCGAAGAAAUUAGCGACAGUGACAAUAACAACAAGGCACUGAAUACAAUUACUGGAUCGCUUGAUGAGGGUCAAUUCGGGUUAAUUGCUGGAUGCAGCUCUGCAAAGGAUGCCUGGGAAAUUCUUGAAAAACUUUAUGAAGGAGACUCCUCUGUCAAACAAACCAAGAUGCAGCAAGUCCUCACCAAAUUUAAAGAAUUACGGAUGAAAGAUGAAGAAACCAUCGUCGAAUUUAAUGCUAGAGUUCAAGAAUUGAAGAACGAAGCUGCCGUAUUGGGGGAACCAUUCUCCUCGGACAAACUGGUCAGGAAGAUUCUUCGAUCCCUUCCUGUACGCUUCAGGAUGAAAGUCACUGCAAUUCAAGAAAGCGUAGGUUGGGAAACAAAAUCUGUUGCGGAACUAAUGAGCAAUCUAAGAACAUACGAAAUGGAUAUCCUAUCGCAAGACAACAACUCAAAAAGGGGUAAGAAUGUUGCAUUUAUUGCCGAAGAAUGUGACUCAGAAGAAGAGUGUGAAGAACUGGAUGAUGAAUCUGUGGCAAUGAUAACAAGAAAUUUCACCAAGAUUCUCAAACAAAUAAAUUGGAGAAACAGAGGAGGCAAGAAUCAACAAAACAGACCCAACAGUGCUGCUCCAUCCUCGUCUAACUCAUCACGAACCGUCGGAAAAUCAUCAAAUCCAAAUCAGCAGAAGAACCUUAGUCAAAUCAAUCAGUUCGGUCAAAAUCAAAACUUGACUCGACAAAAUCAAUGGCAGCAAGGGGAAGUUAAGAACAAGAACAAAGGAAUUCACUGCAGAGAAUGUGAAGGUUUCGGACACAUUCAGGUGGAAUGUGCCACUUACCUCAAAAGAAAGAAAUCCAUGAAGGCAACAACCUGGAGUGAUGAAGAUUGUUCUGAAGAAGCUCAAGAUGAAGAUGAAGAAAUAUCAGGAAACUUCGUAGCAUUCACUGCAGUUGUUGCUGAAUCUCAUUCGGACUUGGAUAAUAGUUCAGAUCAUGAAGAUGUAGAUAAAAUACCUUAUGAAGAACUUGAACAAUCCUACAUCAAACUGUACAAGAAAUGGGAUAUUCUCUUGAAGACUCACACAACCACAAAUUCUAAAACUGAGUUUCUUGAAAAGAACAUUGAAUCCCUGAAGAAACAAGUUGCUGAUACAAAUGUUAAACUAGCAAAGUCCAACUCCAAAGUGAUGAAGCUCUCGGCAGAAUUAGAAGCUUACAAGAAACAGAUCCAAAUGAUGAACACAACAUCAACUCUCAAUCAAAUCCUUGACUCCGGAAGAUCACCUAACAUUCGAAAUGGUUUGGGGUACACUCGAAACUCUCAAAAUUCUUUCACUACUAAGUUUGUCCCUGCAAGUACUAGCACUUGGACAAAUGUUGAAACCAACCAGAAGAUUUUGAGGAAAUAUAACCCAACAUGUCACUACUGCUGUAAGAAAGGCCACACGAGACCGGAAUGUUAUAGGUUCUACAGUGAUCAGAGAACUGACAAAUUUCAAAAGAAAUGGAUCACUCCAGUCAGUCGUCAAGUUUGGGUAAGAAAAUCUGAUCUAGUUUGCUAUUCUAUGCUUCUUGAAAAAGAACAGGGAAAAUGGUAUUUCGACAGUGGCUGUUCUAGGCAUAUGACCGGCAGUAAAGAAUUCCUCAAGAAUGUGAUUCCAUAUACUGGACAAGUAGCCUUUGGUGAUGGAAUUAAGGGUGACAUCAUGGGUAUUGGGAUCCUCAAUGUAGCUGGACUACCCUCACUAUCGAAGGUACUACUGGUACAAGGUCUUAAAGCAAAUAUGAUCAGCAUCAGCCAGUUGUGCGACCAAAAGUUGAAUGUAGGGUUCACGAAAGAUCAAUGCAUUGUUAAGGACAAACUGAACAAAGUUAUUAUGGAAGGUAUAAGAUCCUCUGACAAUUGCUAUAUUCUGUCUUCAAAUCUUCUGUGUUGCAGCACCACCUCUAGUAAUACAGAUCUUUGA
Ipomoea triloba (trilobed morning glory) is the source of this 2157-nucleotide messenger RNA. RefSeq lists its product as uncharacterized. NCBI's taxonomy places the organism in Eukaryota, Viridiplantae, Streptophyta, Magnoliopsida, Solanales, Convolvulaceae. The record is from RefSeq and is a predicted model, not a curated record. Bases 1 to 2157 code for a protein of 718 amino acids. The transcript has a single exon.